AUGGGCAAAGUUCAAAGUAAAUCAAAUGGAGACGUGGUAUUUCAAAAUGAAUCACAAUUUCCUCUUCAAUUUUCAAGUGCUUUAGUCAAUCAUUUGGAUUCUAAAACAGAUUCUGAUACAGUUCGUGCAGCAUCAUUAGAAGAACAUAUUCAGGAAAGAGUUGCAGUAGAAAUAGAGCGUUUGCAUGCAAAAGAACGAGAUAUUUUAAUAGAAGUUGAGAAGGAGUUAGCAAGGAAAAAUGCACAAUACGAAAAAGCACAAGAAAAAUUAAAUAGUUUUGAAUUAAAAGAUGAAAUAUCAAGUUUGGAAAAAAGUAUAGAAGGAAUGUUUCAAAUAAAAAAAUUGGACGAUACAUUAUUGGAAAAGAAAAAAGAAGUUAUUCAAUGUCUGAAACAAAAUGAACAAAAACCGCUUAAUUGUGAUGAAGUUGCUAAGGCAUUCAGAGACGAAGUAUAUAAGUUACAAAACGCUUAUACUAGAAAGUAUUAA
Messenger RNA from Pneumocystis jirovecii RU7, 489 nucleotides. RefSeq lists its product as uncharacterized. The record is from RefSeq and is a predicted model, not a curated record. Bases 1 to 489 code for a protein of 162 amino acids. Lineage: Eukaryota; Fungi; Ascomycota; Pneumocystomycetes; Pneumocystales; Pneumocystaceae. The transcript is spliced from 3 exons.